AUGUACGUCAAUGGAAUGAUCAGCAAACACUGUCCGAUGGCACCAAGCGAGAGCCAGCUUGACUACCUGGCCGAGCGCGGGCUGUAUUGUGUUGCUGCACCAUAUUUACUGAAGCUCCGACUAGACCCUCAACAGGUUGUUCCGGCUUCAUGGGAGAUGGAUGACGAAUUUGAACUCACCAGCAAUGGAGGUUCGAACUAUGGCGGACCCGACAGUGACUCUACCGAAGAGGUCGACGAUGCGCACAUGUCGCCAACACGCUCUCUGGUGGACGGUCAUGAUCCAGAUAUCGUCAUAAACGAAGACAAUGUGAACGAAGAUGCGUUUAAUCCCGUCAAAGACCAAGCAGCCGCCGCCAUUCGCGGGAAAGAGCGCAGCAAUGCCGAAAGGAUCUCGUCCUCGGGCAAAGCUGUGAGCGAGCAGCCCGCUUUUCGCAGGCUCGAUGGUGGCGACUGUAGAGUCGGUAUACUUGACCAUGGGGAAGACGGAGAAGACGAGGUGCAUGAGAGGUUGCAGGAGUAUGUCAAUGACGCAAGCUUGUAA
Fulvia fulva is the source of this 543-nucleotide messenger RNA. RefSeq lists its product as uncharacterized. The record is from RefSeq and is a predicted model, not a curated record. Lineage: Eukaryota; Fungi; Ascomycota; Dothideomycetes; Mycosphaerellales; Mycosphaerellaceae. The transcript is spliced from 2 exons. Bases 1 to 543 code for a protein of 180 amino acids.